AAAUUGGUAGGAUGUUUUAAUGAGAAGAGCUCAAUGCAGCAAUUCUCCUAUUAAGGCAUACAGGAUAUAUUCUUCAGUGAAAAGAACUCAAAGCAGGCAGCAUAUCCCCUGUUAAGGCAAAUGCACAGGACUUAUUCCUUGGUUAAAAGGUUGAAAGGGUCUGUAUGGUUUUCAUUUGUCAGAAAACUCUUUCUACAAAUAAAAAAUCGGUUGCAUUGAGUUUGGCGAGCAGCUGACACGUAUCACAUACAAGGUUUUCCUCAGACAAUGGUCAUGUUUCGUGAAAUUAUACUAUGGCUUGGCUAAGCUCCCCAUCGAGUUUAGUCAGUCACACUUAAACGUCCAUUUUCUUAAUCGUUGUUUUAAUCUAGGGCUCUUCACGCUGGGCGCCAUGGGGGGGACGCUCGCUGCCCACGCUCUACCAGGUAUCUUUCUCAUCGCCAUCGGCUUCUGGCACCAGCUCCGCGCGAUCUCCACCUACAUUCGGUCGCCCCGCGACUACUCCGCCAGGCUAUGGCACCCGGUCGCCGGCCUCCGCGGCCGGAUCAAGCACCUCGAGCUCUACAUCCUCCUCCUCGCUCUUCCCAUCGCCAUCGUCUACGAGCUGGCCGCCUCCACCGAUUUCCAGGCCCUCCUCCAGAUCGGCGCCCCCAACACCCGGGUCGUCGACUUCCAGCGCGCCGCCAUGCUCCUCGGCUUCCUCUUCCUUGUCGUCGUGCUGCUCGUCAGUGACACGACGCUGUGGCUUCCACUCCCCGCCGAGGCAGCCUUCCUCCUCUCCGCGGUAGCGUUUGGGAUCGAGUGGAUGGUUCUGUCCCAGCACGGCCAGGAUCUUGAGGGGAAAUGCAAUGCCAUCCUCUCCAACCUCGCGGCAGCGUGCUCGAUCUCAGCGGCACUGCUGGCCUGGAAACCCACUGCCAUCCUCGCCGAUCUGGUGUUGACCGAGUCGAUCCUUCUGCAGGGAUCGUGGCUCGUGCAGUCAGGCUUGACGCUCUUCGUCAAGAGCUUCACGCCGGAGGGCUGCCACCAGCUGCUGGAUCUUCCGCGAGGAGUUGGAGGAAGCACCAAGUGUGAUCUCGAGGAAGCUAGAGCUCGGGCCUUCUCGCUCGUGGACCUGGCUUUUAUCUGUCACCUCCUGGUGGCGAUGGUGGUGAGCUCGCUUCUCUACUGUGGAGUCGCCAGGAGGAGAAGCAGUGGUGGUGGCUACGAUCAUCUGCCAGUUGUGGACAUCGAGUCCAGUAAUGGGAGCUCCAUACCUAUGAAACCGAUCACGAAGCAAGCUCAGUACUAGGAGCCCAAGAAAUAAAAAGAAAAGGAGUAUAGAACCUUUGACGACGAUCGAUCGAAGUUACAAAACUUUGCGAGUCUGGAAAUGAGUCAAUCUGUAACAGAUACCAUACCUGUGCUUUGUGCGUC
Messenger RNA from Selaginella moellendorffii, 1416 nucleotides. RefSeq names its product transmembrane protein 45B. The transcript has a single exon. The coding region runs from base 392 to 1291 and encodes 299 amino acids. NCBI's taxonomy places the organism in Eukaryota, Viridiplantae, Streptophyta, Lycopodiopsida, Selaginellales, Selaginellaceae. The record is from RefSeq and is a predicted model, not a curated record.